Balaenoptera musculus (blue whale) is the source of this 3945-nucleotide messenger RNA. It is a transcript of the gene KMT5B, whose product is annotated as lysine methyltransferase 5B. Gene Ontology annotation, molecular function: protein binding; histone H4K20 methyltransferase activity. The record is from RefSeq and is a predicted model, not a curated record. NCBI's taxonomy places the organism in Eukaryota, Metazoa, Chordata, Mammalia, Artiodactyla, Balaenopteridae. Bases 631 to 3282 code for a protein of 883 amino acids. Gene Ontology annotation, cellular component: nucleus. The transcript has 11 exons.
GCAGCCUCGCGGGGCCCGGGUACGUAGGUAGACCUGAGAUCCGGGUGGCGCCCCAGGGACGCGCGGCGGCACCGCCUCCAGCCGCGAUUUAAAGGGCAGCGAGGAGCGGAGGGAUCCCUGUCGACUGCUCAACACGGAUCCCUCCGCCGAGAGCGAAGCGAAGCAACGACUCACCUCGUCCCCUCAAAAUUCGCUUUUUGUUCCUCCGCCGCGGAGCACCCGGCGGGGAACUCAUUUCUUUCUCGGGUUUCUCCGCCUCCCCCCACCCCUGGUCCCGUAAAAGCAACAGAGGCGUUCAGAGCGGCACGAGCCGAAGUGGUGUUCCUCCGCCUGGCCGCGGGCACUCCUUUUCGUGUCCUUCCACCGUUCCCGGGCGGCGUCCGAGCGGCUCACCGGGGGCGGCGACGCGUCUGCGGCGCGGGCGGUGAGGCUCCGGGGCUAUGAGGUGAGGGCGCCCAGGCACCGGAGGCGGCACGCGCGGCGCCAGGACCCGGGACGCGGAGGCCCCAGGCCAGCGGCUGCCUUUGGGACCCCGAGGCCGCGCGAGAGGCGAGGAGAGAACAUUGAAAUUAUUCUCUAAGCUAUUUGAAGAGAGUGACUAAAUGCACCUGGGUCAGGCUGUCUGUGGGUAUGAAGUGGUUGGGAGAAUCCAAGAACAUGGUGGUGAAUGGCAGGAGAAAUGGAGGCAAGUUGUCUAAUGACCAUCAGCAGAAUCAAUCAAAAUUACAGCACACGGGAAAGGACACCGUGAAGGCUGGCAAAAACGCAGCCGAGAGGAGGUCAAGCAGAUGUAAUGGUAAUUCAGGAUUCGAAGGACAGAGUCGAUAUGUACCAUCUUCUGGAAUGUCUGCCAAGGAACUCUGUGAAAAUGAUGACUUAGCAACCAGUUUGGUUCUUGAUCCCUAUUUAGGUUUUCAAACACACAAAAUGAAUACUAGCGCCUUUCCUUCGAGGAGCUCAAGGCAUUUUUCAAAAUCUGACAGUUUUUCUCACAACAACCCUGUGAGAUUUCGGCCUAUUAAAGGAAGACAAGAAGAACUAAAGGAAGUAAUUGAACGUUUCAAGAAAGAUGAGCACUUGGAGAAAGCCUUCAAAUGUCUGACUUCAGGAGAGUGGGCACGGCACUAUUUUCUCAACAAGAACAAAAUGCAGGAGAAAUUAUUCAAGGAACAUGUAUUUAUUUACUUGCGAAUGUUUGCAACCGACAGUGGAUUUGAAAUAUUGCCUUGUAAUAGAUAUUCAUCAGAACAAAAUGGAGCCAAAAUUGUUGCAACAAAAGAGUGGAAACGAAAUGACAAAAUAGAAUUACUGGUGGGUUGUAUUGCCGAACUUUCAGAAAUUGAGGAGAACAUGCUACUUAGACAUGGAGAAAACGACUUCAGUGUCAUGUAUUCCACAAGGAAAAACUGUGCUCAGCUCUGGCUUGGUCCUGCUGCAUUUAUAAACCAUGAUUGCAGACCUAACUGUAAGUUUGUGUCAACUGGUCGAGAUACAGCAUGUGUGAAGGCCCUAAGAGAUAUUGAACCUGGAGAAGAAAUUUCUUGUUAUUAUGGAGAUGGGUUUUUUGGAGAAAAUAAUGAGUUCUGCGAGUGUUACACUUGUGAAAGACGGGGAACUGGUGCUUUUAAAUCCAGAGUGGGACUGCCUGCGCCUGCUCCUGUUAUCAAUAGCAAAUAUGGACUCAGAGAAACAGAUAAACGUUUAAAUAGGCUUAAAAAGUUAGGUGACAGCAGCAAAAAUUCAGACAGUCAAUCUGUCAGCUCUAACACUGAUGCAGAUACCACUCAGGAAAAAAACAAUGCAACUUCUAACCGAAAAUCUUCAGUUGGUAUGAAGAAGAACAGCAAGAGCAGAGCAUUAACAAGGCAGUCCAUGUCAAGAAUUCCAGCUUCUUCCAACUCUACCUCAUCUAAGCUAACUCCUAUGAAUAAUUCCAGGGUACCAAAGAAACUGAAAAAACCUGCAAAGCCUUUACUUUCAAAGAUAAAAUUAAGAAAUCAUUGCAAACGGCUGGAGCAGAAGAGUGCUUCGGGAAAACUCGAAAUGGGAAACUUAGUACUUAAAGAGCCUAAAGUAGUUCUGUACAAAAAUUUGCCCAUUAAAAAAGAUAAGGAGCCAGAGGGACCAGUCCCGGCCGCGGUGGCCAGUGGGUGCUUAACUAGACACGCCGCGAGAGGGCACAAGCAGAACUCCGGGCGAGGCGCCCCUGCGCACGUGGAGGGCGCCCCCUGCGCCUACACAACCAGGCGGUCCGUGAGGACGAGGGUGAAUUUGAAGGAGACCUCCGACAUCAAGCUUGAACCAAAUACGUUGGAUGGCUACAAAAGCAGCUUGACGGAACCUUGCCCAGACAGUGGCGAGCAACCAGCCCCUGCGGUGCAGGAAGAAGAACUGGCUCAUGAAGCUGCACAGGAGGGGGAGGCCAAGUGUCCUAAGAGUGACAGCAGCACGUCAAAAAAGAAGUCACGGCAAGGGAAACUGGUGAGACAGUUGGCAGAAGCAGAGGAGUCCGCUGCGGUGCGCGAUUCCCCUGGCAGAGCUGGCGUGGGGCGAGAGGGGGUGGGGUCCCACCCUGACCAGGGCGAGCACAGCAGCCUGGAGGGCGUGCCCGGGAGCUACACGGACUGGCCCCCUUCUCCUGUUAGUGGCUCUGUGGUCGCAUCAGACAGCUUCAAAACAAAAGACAGCUUCCGAACUGCAAAAAGUAAAAAGAAGAGGCGGAUCACUAGGUAUGAUGCACAGUUAAUCCUAGAAAAUAACUCUGGGAUUCCCAAAUUGACUCUUCGUAGGCGUCAUGACAGCAGCAGCAAGACAAAUGACCAAGAGAAUGAUGGAAUGAAUUCUUCAAAAAUAAGCAUCAAGUUAAGUAAAGACCAUGAAAAUGAUAAUAAUCUCUAUGUAGCAAAGCUUAAUAAUGGAUUUAACUCAGGAUCAGGCAGUAGUUCUACAAAACUAAAAAUCCAGCUAAAACGGGACGAGGAAAGUAGGGGGUCGUAUACAGAGGGGCUUCACGAAAAUGGGGUGUGCUGUAGUGAUCCUCUUUCUCUCCUGGAGUCCCGCAUGGAAGUCGAUGACUACAGUCAGUAUGAGGAGGAAAGUACCGAUGAUCCCUCCUCUUCGGAGGGAGAUGAAGAGGAGGAUGAUUAUGAUGAUGACUUUGAAGAUGACUUCAUCCCUCUUCCUCCAGCUAAGCGACUGAGGCUCAUAGUCGGGAAAGACUCUAUAGAUAUUGACAUUUCUUCCAGGAGAAGAGAAGAUCAGUCUUUGAGGCUUAACGCAUAGUAAGCUCUUGGUCUUAAUUUGACCCGGGAUAACUACUUUAAAGAAAUAAACAAUUCCAGUCAAUUACUCCUCAACUGAAAACAUUUUAGGGGCAGCGCUUCUGUUGUCUUUUCACUUAUCACCAUAAUACUGUAGAAAGUGUACAGCGUACUGACUCUUCUUAAAAGUCUGAUUUGUGCAAAUUUUUAUUGUACUUUUUAAAUAGCCUUCUUAUGUGCAAUUCUGAGUUAGAGGUAAAGCCCUGUUGUAAAAUAAAGGCUCAAGCAAAAUUGUACAGUGAUAGCAACUUUCCACACAGGACGUUGAAAACAAUAAUGUGGCUACACAGUUUUCUUUUUUUUAACUUUAAGAGCAUCAACUGGCUCUUUAAUAUAUGACUAAAAAAUAAUUUAAAACAAAUCAUAGUAGCAGCAUAUUAAGGUUUUCUAGUAUAUGCUAAUAUCACCAGCAAUGUUCUUUGGCUUAUUGAUUUAUUUGCUAGAUGUUUCCCCCUUGGAGUUUUGUCAGUUUCACAGUUUGCUGGCCCAGGUGUACUGUUUGUGACCUUGGUUAAGGUUAAAUAGCAGACCAUCGGUCGGGUGGGAGUGAAAUUGGUUUCUUUAAAAAAAAAAAAAAAAGUACAAUUACAUGCGUGACAGCUAACUUUUCAUUCAGUACGUUAUA